Psilocybe cubensis is the source of this 1704-nucleotide messenger RNA. RefSeq lists its product as uncharacterized. The coding region runs from base 1 to 1704 and encodes 567 amino acids. Gene Ontology annotation, molecular function: nucleic acid binding; ATP binding; RNA helicase activity. The record is from RefSeq and is a predicted model, not a curated record. The transcript is spliced from 7 exons. Lineage: Eukaryota; Fungi; Basidiomycota; Agaricomycetes; Agaricales; Agrocybaceae.
AUGCCUACUAAGCUUAAAACAAAGUCGAAAACUGUGGAUGAUCUGUUGCGUCAACAAGAAGAGCCUCCAAGAAAGAAAAGGCGGCUUUCUAUUACGGAAUCUCUAUCUGGGGACGAAGAUUCCGCUUCCACCUCUGACGACGAAGCAAGCUCUAGCAGAGAAAUAAACGACGGGAAUUACCUUUCAGAUUCAGAAAGUGACGAUGAGCUGCAAAAACCAGAGGCACCUUCACAAAUCAAUGUCGAGGAUCGUCUGAAUCUAUUCGGAAAACGCUUCACAUCUCCCAAACGCACCGUCGCAAAACCUUCCGUACCUCCCCCCGUGUCGUCUUUCGCGUCCCUAGGAAUAUCCAGACCACUACAAAGUGCACUGAACAGCAUGUCUAUCAAAACACCUACAGAAGUCCAGUCGGCUUGUAUACCCGUUCUCUUGGCUGGCAAAGAUUGUAUAGGUAACGCAAAGACAGGUUCAGGCAAAACCAUCGCUUUUGCUUUGCCGAUCCUACAAAAACUUUCAGUGGAUCCUUAUGGCAUAUUUGCAUUAGUGUUGACUCCUACAAGGGAACUUGCAUUCCAGAUUGCGGAACAGUUUGCCGUUCUUGGGUCUUCGCUGAAUGUUAGGACCUCAGUCAUUGUUGGAGGGAUGGACAUGAUGGCUCAGGCGCUGGAACUCGGUAAUCGCCCUCAUGUCGUCAUUGCGACGCCUGGUCGGUUGGUCGACCAUCUGCGAAGCUCAAGUGGCGAGUGGGAUCUCUCAAGAGUGAAAUUUUUGGUACUUGACGAAGCGGAUAGACUAUUAACGGAGACGUUCUCUUCAGACUUGGGGUAUCUGUUCAACGUGCUACCGAAAGAAAGACAAACGUGUCUAUUCACCGCAACGCUUACACCGUCUAUUGAAACCUUGGCUGAAGCGCCGCCCAGACCCGGGAAGCAGAAGCCUUUUAUUCACCGAAUGAAGGCGACAGUUGAAACAGUAUCGACUUUGAAGCAGCACUACAUCUUGGUUCCUUCACAUGUUAGAGAAUCAUAUCUCUUUUACCUUUUAUGCAACCCCCCAGAAUCUACUCUGCACAUGCGACGCGCGCCCCCAGAACCGACGAAAAAGAAAUCCAAUCCUGUAAAGUCGAAAGCGAAAAAGGCAAAGGUCGACAAUGCAGACGAUGAGCUGGAACAACCGCCGCCAACGAUCAUCUUUUGCGCCAAGCCCAAGACGGCUGCGUAUCUUACCCUUUUGUUGAAGACGCUGAAUAUCCGUAGUACAGCGUUGCACUCGAGGCUGACCCAACGUGAGCGAUUGUCAUCGUUGUCGCUGUUCCGAGCGUCGGUGGUUCCUGUGCUGGUCUCUACUGAUGUCGGAGCGCGUGGGUUGGAUAUCGAGGAGGUUGCUAUGGUCAUCAAUUGGGAUCUGCCCAGUGAGCCGGAGGAGUAUACACAUCGUGUGGGACGAACUGCGCGUGCUGGAAGGGGAGGUAUCGCCAUCAGUUUUGUGACUGAGCGCGACGAGGAGCGUGUUUUGAAAAUUGAGGACCGGAUCAAAACGAAACUGGAAGAAAUGACGCUGCCCGAAGACAAGGUGCUGGACAAGCUGAACGCGGUGUCGACAGCGAAACGGCUGGCGAACAUGGAACUGCACGACUCUAAUUUUGGCAAGAGAGAGGAGAUUCACAAGAUGAAAUAUGGGACGCGCAGAGAGGGGGAAAAGUAG